Messenger RNA from Hyaloperonospora brassicae, 1167 nucleotides. NCBI's taxonomy places the organism in Eukaryota, Oomycota, Peronosporomycetes, Peronosporales, Peronosporaceae. The record is from the annotation of a GenBank genome assembly.
AUGGCCAAAGUCGGAGAGUGUGUGAUUGUCAUUGACGGCGCCAAUGUGGCGUGCCAGAAAGAAGGCAAUGUCCACGUCCCUAAGCUUGCGGCAGCCAUUCAGUAUUUCCGGUCGUUGCAACGGACAGCGGGGGGUCACCCCAUCAAGUGCGUGGCGUUCGCGCCCAAUUUCUGGCUCAAUGCAAAGCCCCCGUCCAGCAGCAGUGACGGCUGUCGAGACAGCAGCAGUGCUAUCGGUACACAAGACUCGGCUCUGCUCAAGGAGAUGGUGCAGAACGACGCCGUGAUCCUCACGCCAUCCCACGCUCAUGACGACUUGUACGUGAUCGACUAUGCGGUCAAGUACGAUGGGUUUAUCGUUACAAACGAUAUGUUUCGGGACCACGUCUCGAACAAGCGGUCAUUUCACGGCAAGACGUUGACGAGAAACUGGGCGCGCUUGCACUGCAUCGAUUUCACGUUUGUUGGGAAGGAGUUCAUGCCAAACCCACGUGCGAUGGAGCGCGUGUUCAAUUUCCAGCCACUGGCAAAAAGUGACUUGCUGCUAGCGUCAGCUGCGCCGCUUUCGACUGCAGCAACGGCUAACAUGACCAAUGUGCCGAAGUCGAGCUUGCAGAAGACGCUGUCGGGUGAUGACGGUGACCAAAGAGACGCUGACGAUGAUGUCGACGAGGACGGAAUGGUGAUUGAUCACGCAGGCGCUAGGCAAAGGAAGCACAUUGAUCUCUCGGAGGUGAGUUACUACACGCUGCCACGCGAGCUGUUGCCAAUGCUGCACGGUGAAGGAGGGAUAACGAUGGAGAAGUUCCAGGAUUACACGGGAACGUACAUUGUUCUCCCAUCUUACACAGUGCUGGGAUCUCCGUUGACGCGACCGAAGUCAGACGUGCUGACUGUGUCGAUCUACGGACCGGAAGCGAGCCGACGGACAGCUGUUGGUUAUCUCGAUGCAUUUCUUCUCGAGAUGCAGCAGAAAGCGCAAUAUGCCUUCCAACAGCAACAACAGCAACAGCAGCACCAGCACCAGCAGCACCAGCACCAGCAGCAACAACAGUUGUCUUACCAGGUCCAUUCGGCGACGAUUUGUCCCCAGCAGCGACAGCAACAUAUAACUGGCAAUGAAGACAUGCGCACACAAGACGAUCACUUGAUGGAAAUCGACUACUAG